AAUUAAAAGAAGCCUUGCAGACGGCCAGGACCCAGGAGAUCAGGAUACCGUUCGGCGUAGGAGUUGCUGGACUGGCUGCUCAGACCAAACACCCCAUCAACAUCAAGAAUGCUUAUGCUGAUCCCAGAUUCAACAGCGAAAUCGAUGCGCGCACAGGCUACAAGACGGAGCUGAUACUGUGCAUGCCCAUCUGCAAUUAUGAGGGUGAAGUGGUGGGCGUGGCGCAGAUUAUCAACAAGACUGAUGGUUCAAAAGAGUUCUCCCCACGCGAUGUCGAAGUCUUCCGCCGGUAUCUCACCUUCUGUGGGAUUGGGAUCCAAAACGCGCAGCUAUUCGAGUCCUCAAUCCUGGAAUACAAGAGGAACCAGAUCCUCUUGGCCCUGGCGAGGAGUAUAUUCGAGGAGCAGAGCAACCUGGAGUGUUUGGUGACCAAGAUCAUGACGGAAGCAAGGGAGUUGCUGAAGUGCGAUCGGUGUGCGGUGUUCAUAUUGGACACUGAUCAUUGUGAAUCGAGUCACUUGGAGAGGAUAGUCCAAAGGCCGGGUGGUAGACCUUCCACGACCUUAGCGCUGCCGCCACCAGCCCCCACCCGGUUCCACACGCUCUUUGAACUAGGAGCUCAGCAGUCCAGAACUACCCUCACUCCUCGGCAUGACUACCGGUCGACACUAGCAUCUAUAGCAUUGAAGAAAAAUAGCCAUGCCUUGACUGGAGCUGGAUUCAACAGCGAAAUCGAUGCGCGCACAGGCUACAAGACGGAGCUGAUACUGUGCAUGCCCAUCUGCAAUUAUGAGGGUGAAGUGGUGGGCGUGGCGCAGAUUAUCAACAAGACUGAUGGUUCAAAAGAGUUCUCCCCACGCGAUGUCGAAGUCUUCCGCCGGUAUCUCACCUUCUGUGGGAUUGGGAUCCAAAACGCGCAGCUAUUCGAGUCCUCAAUCCUGGAAUACAAGAGGAACCAGAUCCUCUUGGCCCUGGCGAGGAGUAUAUUCGAGGAGCAGAGCAACCUGGAGUGUUUGGUGACCAAGAUCAUGACGGAAGCAAGGGAGUUGCUGAAGUGCGAUCGGUGUGCGGUGUUCAUAUUGGACACUGAUCAUUGUGAAUCGAGUCACUUGGAGAGGAUAGUCCAAAGGCCGGGUGGUAGACCUUCCACGACCCUAGCGCUGCCGCCACCAGCCCCCACCCGGUUCCACACGCUCUUUGAACUAGGAGCUCAGCAGUCCAGAACUACCCUCACUCCUCGGCAUGACUACCGGUCGACACUAGCAUCUAUAGCAUUGAAGGUGGCCCAGUCCAACAAGUCCCUGAACAUAACCGACUUAGCUGACUGGAGGAAAGAGAACAAAAUGACGGCGUCCGACCCGGCGGCGGACGACGCUGCCGAAGUCAGGACGAUGCUGUGCAUGCCGAUCGUCAAUGCCAAUAAGGAUGUGAUUGGCGUAGCACAGCUUAUCAAUAAGGAAAAUGGCUCCCAAUUCUCAGACGGUGACAUCUCGAUAUUCGAGGCGUUCGCCAUCUUCUGCGGUCUCGGCAUCCACAACACACAGAUGUACGAAAACGCUUGCAAAUUGAUGGCCAAACAAAAGGUGGCGUUAGAGUGCCUGUCGUACCACGCGACGGCAUCCACCGAAGACACAACCAAGCUCUGCCAAGACAUCAUACCCUCGGCAGAGAUUUACAAUCUUUACAGCUUCCAGUUCCAUGACUUCGAUCUUUCUGAUGAAGACACAUGCAGAGCAACGCUGCGAAUGUUCCUACAGUGUAACUUGGUUGAGAAAUUCCACAUACCUUACGAUGUCUUAUGCAGAUGGAUCCUAAGCGUGAAGAAGAACUACCGACCAGUCAAAUACCACAACUGGAGGCACGCUCUCAACGUCGCACAGACCAUGUUUGCGAUGUUGAAAACGGGCAAAAUGGAAAGGUUCAUGUCAGAUCUAGAAAUCCUGGGACUACUAGUCGCUUGUCUAUGCCACGAUCUGGAUCAUAGAGGAACGAAUAACGCGUUCCAGACAAAAACUGAGAGUCCGCUGGCGAUUUUGUAUACGACGUCCACUAUGGAACAUCAUCAUUUCGAUCAGUGCGUCAUGAUUUUGAAUAGCGAGAGCAAUAAUAUUUUCCAGGCCUUAUCCCCCGAUGACUACAAAGACGUGAUGCGGGUAGUCGAGACCGCGAUCUUAUCAACCGAUCUCGCGAUGUACUUCAAGAAGAAAUCCAAGUUCCUAGAGCUGGUCGACAACGGGGAGUUCGACUGGCAGAGUCAGGAGAAGAAAGAGUUGCUCUGCGGUAUGAUGAUGACAGCGUGCGACGUGUCAGCGAUCGCGAAGCCUUGGGAGGUGCAGCACAAGGUGGCCAAGCUGGUGGCCGAUGAGUUCUUUGACCAGGGAGAUUUGGAGAAGCUUCAGCUAAACCAGCAGCCCAUCGCUAUGAUGGACAGAGAGAAGAAAGACGAGCUUCCACAAAUGCAAGUGGGCUUCAUCGACAUGAUAUGCCUGCCUCUCUACAAGGUUCUCUCAGAUACAUUCCCAUGGAUUCAGCCGCUGUAUACCGGCACCAUGGACAACAGGCAGCGCUGGCAAGACCUGGCUGAGAAGGUGGAGAUGGGGCUGACGUGGAUCGACCAUGAUACUAUUGAUAAACCUAUAGAGGAGUUUACUGCAUCAAACGAACCCAUCAAGGACGUGGAGUUAACAGUGACUACCCUCAACUGCGCCAAGACGGCGGCUGAGAGCAGCAUGGCGCUGGUGAAGCCGAUCAAGACUCCCUUCCAUUCUUUGAGGAGAGGCAAGAGCGGGAACUUCACCUCCAGACCGGCUCGGAGUAAGCUUACCAGAUCCCUCUACGUGGUACCAAGCAGUCAGCGCGAAGGCGAGAGAGAGAGGCCGAUAGUGAAGAAACCGCCGAGUGCGGAGUCCAACCACACGAGCGGCGAAACCGAGACCAAAACGAAGCAUAAGGGCCGCCUCUGUCAUAUGUUGUGACGACUAAGUUUCAACUGGAGUAGCCAGAGCAGUACGGAAAAAGCCGACAAAGUGGACAGAGUAAAGCCGUCCAAAUCGAUCGACUAGUCCGCUCGGACGCUCCUUCACGUCUGUUAAACAUUAGAUACUUGUACAUUUCGACUAUUAGACACUUUUAUAUUAGCUAGAACAACGUGGGAUACCUUUCGUUUCACUUGAACAAAAUUAUUAAAAAUACAUUGAAUAAUGCCAUCCAAAUUGUGGGGUAGAUAGAUGUAACUGUGCCGAUUGCGUCUAAAA
Molecule: messenger RNA, 3254 nt
Organism: Ostrinia furnacalis (Asian corn borer)
Lineage: Eukaryota; Metazoa; Arthropoda; Insecta; Lepidoptera; Crambidae
Product: cGMP-specific 3',5'-cyclic phosphodiesterase-like
Exons: 20
Biological process (GO): signal transduction
Molecular function (GO): 3',5'-cyclic-nucleotide phosphodiesterase activity; protein binding
Source: RefSeq, a predicted model, not a curated record